Molecule: messenger RNA, 3845 nt
Organism: Cervus elaphus (red deer)
Lineage: Eukaryota; Metazoa; Chordata; Mammalia; Artiodactyla; Cervidae
Gene: ALKBH4
Product: alkB homolog 4, lysine demethylase
Exons: 3
Coding region: 44-955 (303 amino acids)
Biological process (GO): oxidative demethylation; protein demethylation; actomyosin structure organization
Cellular component (GO): contractile ring; midbody
Molecular function (GO): demethylase activity; oxidoreductase activity; actin binding
Source: RefSeq, a predicted model, not a curated record
CCCCGCGGCCCCGCACCUGCGCCCUGGCUGCCGUGACGCCUCCAUGGCGGCCGCGGCGGUGGCGCCUCCCGAGGUCCUUCGGGAAUGCGGCUGCAAGGGCAUCAGGACCUGUCUGAUCUGCGAGCGGCAGCGCGGAGGUGACCCGCCCUGGCAGCACCCCUCGCAGAAAACACACCGGUUCAUUUACUACCCCGACACCGGCUGGGCUGUGGGGGCCGAGGAGUCUGACUUUGAAGGCUGGGCCUUCCCCUUCCCGGGCGUGACCCUGAUUGAGGACUUCGUGACCCCGGAGGAAGAAGCCGAGAUGGUGCAGCUGAUGGACCGCGACCCCUGGAAGCUGUCCCAGUCUGGGCGGAGGAAGCAGGACUACGGCCCCAAAGUCAAUUUCCGGAAACAGAAGCUAAAGAUGGCCGGCUUCCGAGGCCUCCCCAGCUUCAGCCGGGAGGUGGUGCGGCGGAUGGGCCUGUACCCCAUCCUGGAGGACUUCCGGCCCGUGGAGCAGUGCAACCUGGACUACUGCCCGGAGCGGGGCUCGGCCAUCGAUCCCCACCUGGACGACGCCUGGCUGUGGGGGGAGCGGCUGGUGAGCCUCAACCUGCUGUCCCCCACCGUGCUAUCCAUGUCCCGGGAGGCGCCCGGCAGCCUGCUGCUCUGCCUGGCCCCAUCCGGCUUCCCGGAGGCCCUGGCGGACGGCGCGAUGGCCCCCAGCCGGUCCGUCCCGUGCCAGGAGGUGGAGGUGGCGGUCCCCUUGCCCCGCCGCUCCCUGGUGGUGCUCAGGGGAGGCGCGCGGCACCAGUGGAAGCACGCCAUCCACCGGCGAGACAUCGGGGCCCGGCGCGUGGGCGUCACCUUCCGGGAGCUGUCGGCCGAGUUCGGCCCCGGAGGGAAGCAGCAGGAACUGGGGCAGGAACUCCUGCAAAUGGCGCUCUCCUUUCAUGGGAGACCCACCACGUGAGCUGCCAGGCCGGGGAGCUGGCCGCUGGGCCUGGCGGAGGCGCUGGCUCCCGAGCGGUCCGUUAGCCAGCAUGGAAGGGAGCGCCCAGCGCCAGGGUCUUUCUCAGGUCUUAAGGGGAGACCGCUGGACACGCCCUGGCACAGGGCAGCUCAAGCCCUGCCCGGAAUGGUUUCACGGUGAGGGGCCUCAGGUCAGUCCCUUUUGACCUGUGCGAUGGCCACUUGUUUGGGUGGAUUGUCACAGUUUGAGGGCAGUGGCCUAAUUUGAGCUUAAAAAUGGUUGGUGCUCCUUCAGGCUGUGUUUUCUCCUUUAUCCAUCUGUCUUAAUGAGGUUAGAGGGUAACCAAGGUUAGAGGCUAGGUAGCAUCACCAACUCAGUGGACAUGAAUUUGAGCAAACUCCGGGAGACAGUGAAGGACAGAGGAGCCUGGCAUGCUGCAGUCCAUGAAGACGCAGAGUCGGGCACCACUGAGCCACUGAAUAACAACUUAACAAGGUUGCAGAAUAUCCCAGCCUGCAGGCCCCACAUUUAUUUACUAUUUUACUUAUUUACUUUUGGCCAUGCCACGCAGCUUGCAGGAUUUUAGUUCCCUGACCUGGGGAUUGAGGCUAGGCCAUGGCAGUGAAAGCGACGAGUCCUAACCACUGGAUCGCCCGGGAGUUCCCAGCCCCCCCCUUUAGGGAGCGUGUUGGAUUGGAGAGGGGAUUGGUAGAGGAUGUGAGGUGGUUAUUGUUUCAGACGUCAGGACUGCUGACAGCUUCUGAGCCGGCUCUGCCCAGGUCAUGCUUGACUCCAUGGGGUGUGCGGUGUGGUGAUGGGGCAGUCUGCUGGGAGUCUGGGCCCCCCACCCCCAGUGAUGUUAGAAGUUGGGGAGGGGUCUCCUCAGCCCCCAGGACAGCACAGGGCGGCUCACUGCCUGGCAGCAGUGCUGUGAGGGCUGACCUGGACGGGCGGCGGUCCCCCGCGGCCAGGUGAGGAGCAGCCUGUGGAGGCUGGCGGCAUGGCGGGCCAGCCUGGUCUCCUGCUGCUUAUAUAACAGUAUACCUGGCCCACCAGCCACAUGCUAGGAGCCAAACUUGGGGGACCAGCGCCCCGUCACAGCCUGGAGACAUUUGCACACUGGUUUUCACUGUCACUGGAACUUUUUAAGAGCUGUCAGGCGUGCAGAGGCACGGGCCACCCUGCACUGUCUGCAUAGUGGCCUGGCAGAGGCCCAACAGAAGGGCUGAGUGGGCCCAGCGGCCGGCCGUGGGGGGCAGUGGGCUUCCAGACACCUCGACUGGUGGGGACUGCUGCUCCUCAGAUACUGUGACCGCCCUGCUAGCCCUCACGCCCCUCAGGGUGGCGCUUGGGCAAGGCGGCCAGAGCUCCAGCCCCUCUUGCCACAUCAGCUGCCAAGCAGGCGCACAGACCCGGUGGUCUGCUCGCUGGGAGCUUGGCAGGCUGGGCCUCGGGGCAGCCCGGCCCCUGGAUGGAGCCUGCAGGGUGCUCCGCCAACAGAGGGCCCCAUUUGAGCUGAGGCCAGGCAGUGUUCUCUAGGCUCUUCCUGCAGAGACGGGUGCAAAACUCGCUGACUGUGUCCCCAGGAGCCUGGGAGGGACGGCAGGGGCUGGAAGGACAGCUCAGCAGGUUCUUAAUGGGCCUGGGGAGGAGUCUCUAGCCUUGUCUGUCCGUCUUCUCCCUUUGCCCUCCUGGAGGCAUCCGAGUCAGGACCGUCUCUGCAGGCUGGCUGAGCUCACCCAGGAAAUGGUCAGAGUAGGCUUGCUGGCCCAAAGAUCUGCGCUGAGCCCAGGCCUUUUCUGGGGUCCCCCAGGGCCUGGAGAGUCGUCUUGGGCUGCAGGGGCAGGCUGGCCCUCUGGGUUGAAGGGCCAGAACAUUCAGAACAAUAAUAGUGACUUUCCUGGUGGUCCAGUGGUUAACUCUGUGCUUCCACUGCAGGGGGGCAUGGUAUCAAUCCCUGGUUGGGGAGCCAAGAUCCCAUAUACUGCACAGUAUGGCCAAAAAAACAAGAGAAUCUUUUUUUCUUUAAUGUUUUAAAAAUAGUAAAGGCCAGAAGUGUCCAAUAAGGGGGCCUCUACCUCCCUCACCUGGGAGCCUGUUGGGGCACUGGUGACCAGUGGUUGGAGCAGGGGCUUCUGAGUAUCCCCUCUCCCUGUGGCCUCCCACCAAGAGCAGAGAGCAGGUUAUAGCUUUAUUUAUUCAGUUCAAUCCAGGGCAACUGUUUUUAAAAACUCCAUAUACAGGAUGUGGGGGAAUGGGGUUGCAUAUACCACAUGUGGUCUCCAUGAUGUCAUGCAUAGUGCAUUUCUCAGCAGAAGACAGAUAAGGUCUGUAAAUGAGCCUCAAUCCACUCAGGCUUGCGUGGUUUUGUCCUGCACGGAUUUCCCUAGAAGACACUGAAAUACAUUCUGCCCUGGCAGUUUGUCCAAAAUAGAAACCCUUGCGUUUGCUUCUGGUCCGGUACUAAAUGGAGAUUGUGUUCCACUUUGGAAACGGCCUCUGUGUAUCUGUGGGCAUUUGUUUUAUGAGCACCAGGAAGGCUCCUUUCAGAGGAAAAUAGGGCAAGCCCACACUGGCUCCUCUCACCAUGGAGAGGCCACUGUACUCAGAACCCUCUUCACAAUCAGGUUAAACCUCCAGAAACCGAAUUUCUAGCCUGUAAAUAUGCUUCCCUCUCCUUCCGAGACUGCCCUGCUGUGGCUCCAAAUAGUAGUUUACUCUCCUGCCCCAGAGGACGCUCUGGGCUGCCCUGAGGGGACCCCCAUCGCCAGGCCUCAACCCACGGUCAUCUCGGUUCUCACAGAAACUGCCCCACACCUCGGAACUAGAAAGGCUGGAGCCAAGAAAACUCGCUGGAUGAAAAUAAAUUACAAGAACACUGUUCUCCUAA